AAACACCAGCCAAAGAACCAACUGUAUCCGAACAGGUUCCUUCGAAAAGUAAAAACCACACAAUCAUGAUUGCCUCUAUAGCGUCAAGUGCUGGGAUUAUCAUCUUCAUAUUAGCGGUGGUAGCAGGCCUAUGGAGCAGUAGAAGGAAGAGACAACAAGAGAUCCAAAAUAGUUCAUUGGAGUUGGAGGAUGGUCGACGCUUUAUGUACUCGGAGCUUGUAAAGAUUACCAAUAAUUUUGCAUCGCCAAUUGGAGCAGGUGGGUUUGGAAAAGUCUAUCAUGGUAUUCUGGAAAAUGAUAUUCAAGUUGCUGUCAAGUUACUUGUCUCCGCAUCAGGCUCCAGUGAAUUUCAAAAUGAGGUUAAGCUAUUGAUGAGAGCUCAUCAUAGAAAUGUGGUUUCCUUCACUGGCUACUGCUAUGAUGGAAAGACUAUGGCACUUGUAUUUGAAUAUGUUGCCAAUGGAAAUUUACAUCAACAUUUAACAGCUUCAGAUGUGGAUACAGGAAGCAUUUUGACUUGGAAGGAGAGACUUCAAAUCGCAGUGGAUGCAGCACAAGGACUGGAUUAUCUACAUAAUGGUUGCAAGCCUCCCAUAAUCCACAGAGAUAUAAAAACCUCCAAUAUAUUGUUAACUGAAAAGAUGCAAGCCAAGAUAUGUGAUUUUGGUGUUUCCAAACUUCUUUCAACUGAAACCGCCACUCAUACCAUGACAGAUCAUGUCAGAGGAACUCGAGGAUACUUUGAUCCUGAAUACUACACCACAGGAAAGCUGAACAAAAAGAGUGAUAUAUACAGCUUUGGUAUUGUGUUGCUAGAGCUAAUCACCGGCAGAACAGCAAUAAUAGAAGAUGUAGAACCCGAACCUGUUCACAUAUGUCGAUGGGUGAGGCCUAUGUUUCAGAGAAGAGAUAUUGAAAGUAUAUUGGAUUCAAGGAUCCAACCAGGGACUUACAACGUUUCCUCUGCUUGGAAGGCGGUAGAAAUUGCCAUGGAAUGUGUGUCAUCAACAGCUAUCGAAAGACCAGAUAUCAAUGUUGUGUAUAAGGAACUGAAGGAAUGUUUGGAAAUUGAGGUUCCACCUGAAAUAGCAAAGGUUCCAGAGGUUGAUGAUGAGAGUGAUGAUUGCAGUACUAAUUCAGUGUUUCUUUUCACAUGGCGUCCCACACUGAGUCUGAAAGCUUCUUAGUUCAUAUGAAGUCACACAAGUCUGAAACUAAAAGGCAUACGUGUUAGUUAUUCUUGCACUGUUAAAAUAAGAUUGGAAUUA
This is a messenger RNA of Fragaria vesca subsp. vesca, 1268 nucleotides long. RefSeq names its product probable LRR receptor-like serine/threonine-protein kinase At1g51880-like. Gene Ontology annotation, biological process: protein phosphorylation. Bases 66 to 1187 code for a protein of 373 amino acids. The record is from RefSeq and is a predicted model, not a curated record. Gene Ontology annotation, molecular function: ATP binding; protein kinase activity. The transcript has 6 exons. Lineage: Eukaryota; Viridiplantae; Streptophyta; Magnoliopsida; Rosales; Rosaceae.